Messenger RNA from Lolium perenne, 1825 nucleotides. RefSeq names its product interactor of constitutive active ROPs 4. NCBI's taxonomy places the organism in Eukaryota, Viridiplantae, Streptophyta, Magnoliopsida, Poales, Poaceae. The record is from RefSeq and is a predicted model, not a curated record.
CCGCAGCUCCAUUUAUUAAUCCCGUUUUCCGCAGAGAACGAGUGAGUGGCUCAGUGGAGUGUGACUCUUUCCUGCGCGCCGCGAGCUUCCGCCUUUCCACGAACCCCAGUACCUCUCCUUCGUGCUCCUCUCAUCCUACCCUGGGAAGCGCUGCACACGCCGGGAUUUCCGCAGGGCGGACGAGCACCGGCAAUGCCGAGAUCCAGGGGCUCCGAGCUGCCGCCGCAGCGGGCGUCGCCGCGCGCGCCGCUGCACCUCAAGACCACGGCGUCCUCCGACUCCAACGCCGCGCACCACCGCUCCGUCCUCGACCGGACCAGCCCCAAGCUCGCCGCCGACAGACACUCGCCGCGCAGCCCGCUGCCUGAGAAGAAGCGCGCGGGGACGCGGGUGGCGGAGCUCGAGACCAAGCUGGGCAAGGUGCAGGACGAGCUCAAGAAGCUGCGGGAGCAGCUCGUCUCCGCGGAGGCCGCCAAGAAGGACGCGCAGGUCGCGCUCGAGGAGGCCAAGAAGCAUGUCGGCACCAAGGGCAGCCCCAAGCCGGCCGCCGCGUCUCCUCCCUCUCCCUCUCCCGCUCCCUCUCCCGCUGCCGCUCCCGUAGCGCUCGAAGAAGAGAAGAAAGCUGACGAUGUAAAGGCUGCCGAACCGCCGGCGGCGGUGGCGGCAGAGGAACAGGAGGAGGAGGAGAGCAGCAUUAACUCGCCUGCCACAGACGUGUUCGAGGUCGUCAGGACAGAGUCCGGCGACAAGGAGAACCAGGCCGCCCCCCUCGCCGCCGAGGACGGCGAGGAGGUGAGCUGCGGGGACAAGCCUGCGGCGGUAGUGCUGGCGCCGGCCGAGGAGGACGUGGAGGUGGAGGAGACCAAGGCCAUGAUCGAGGAGGCCGGCAAGACCCACAACGCCUCCGCAGCCGCCCCUGCAGCCGCCGCCAAGGAGAUCCCGGAGGAGGUCGCGGAGCUGAGGGCCCAGCUGGCGGCCAGGGAGAUGGAGGUGGCGGUCCUCGCGGCCGACAAUGCCGAGCUCAAGAAGCUGGCCGCGGAUGCAGCCGCGGCGGCUAGGACGGCCGAGGAGGACGCGGCGGCCAGGGCGUUCCUGGUGGAGCAGGAGCUGAGGGAGAACGCGGCGCGGGAGGCGCGCGUGGGCGAGCAGCUCAGGGCCGCCGACGCCGCGCGCGAGGCGCUCGAGGCCGAGAUGCGCCGCCUGCGCGUGCAGACCGAGCAGUGGCGCAAGGCGGCGGAGGCGGCCGCCGCGGUCAUCGGCGGGGACGCGCACCUCGUCGGCCACCACGGCGGUAAUGGCAACGGGUGGGGGUCCCCCGCGACGAUGCCGGACGACGGCGACGACGAGGGGUUCGGCGGCAAGCGGAAGGGCGGCGCCGGCGGGAUCCGGAUGCUCGGCGAUCUGUGGAAGAAGAAGGGUGCAAAGUGAGUCGAUCGGAGAUUCGGCCACAAUGUGGCUUGCGUCGGAUCAGAGGUUCGCUGCUCGUAGCGGCGAGCUAGCUCAGCUCGCUAGCUCCAGCGCACGCAUCGAUCGAUGGGUCGAUCGAUGCACUAGCUAGCUAGCAACCAUCGUUUACUGCAUUUUGGCUCGAAUUUCGCUUAUGUUUGUAUGAUGUUGAGAUGAUGAUCCCAUCGAUCGAUGCACUAGCUAGCUAGCAACCAUCGUUUACUGCAUUUUGGCUCGAAUUUCGCUUAUGUUUGUAUGAUGUUGAGAUGAUGAUCGUGAGACUGAACUUUGUCUGUUACCCGGCUUCGUCCGGCUGAUGAUGCUGCAUUUCUGCUAGCCACUGUAGAUGCUACUAGAGUGAUUGCUAGAUAAUUCCCUA